Molecule: messenger RNA, 1613 nt
Organism: Coffea eugenioides
Lineage: Eukaryota; Viridiplantae; Streptophyta; Magnoliopsida; Gentianales; Rubiaceae
Product: heavy metal-associated isoprenylated plant protein 9
Exons: 5
Coding region: 492-1439 (315 amino acids)
Molecular function (GO): metal ion binding
Source: RefSeq, a predicted model, not a curated record
GUGACCAGCAUAACAGGACGCACGAACGAUGCUUGCUUCUAACUCGAUUCUGAAUUCUCUGCCUAUAAAUUUGCGCAGCAUUCCCCUCUGGAAUCUCCCUGAUCUCCUUCUUCCUCCAGCCGCUCAUACAUUCGAUACCCCCAAAAAAUAAUAAAAUAAACUACUGCUUUAUAUUUCUCGGUUUGAUUAAAGAGGCCGGCCUCUCUCUCUGUCUCUCUCUCCUUCUUCCCCCCGCCCCUUGCUUGCUUAGUGGCCCUGCCAUCGCAGACUGUGCUUUUUGUAGAGUAAUAAUCCCACCGCCCCUCGCUUUACAUUUAUGCGGAAUAGUAUAAUUUCCCAUUUAAAUGCCCUUGAUUCUCUUCGUUGAUAUCCUCUCUUUCACUACUUCCCUCCUCAUCCGGAUUUCUGCUGCUGCUGCUGGAGAAUUUUGAGCCUUCCUAUAAAGUUGGGUCCUUUCUUCUCCAUAAUCUAUUGACGACAGAGAGCCGCCAAUGGGUGAAGAAGAAGCUAAACAGCAGCCGGAAGAGGCCAAGGCAGAGGAAAAGAAAGAAGAGAAAACAGAGGAGAAUAAAGAAGACAAGGCGGAGGAGAAAACAGAUGAAGCCGAUAAGCCCCCCACACCAUUUGUUUUGUCGGUGGACCUACAUUGCAUGGGAUGUGCAAAGAAGAUUGAGCGGUCCAUUUUAAAGAUUAGAGGCGUUGAGGGGGUUGUAAUCGACAUGUCGCAAAACCAAGUGACUAUAAAAGGUGUAGUGGAGCCCCAAGCUGUAUGCACCACCAUUGAGAAGAAAACCAAAAGAAGAGCCCAAGUGUUGUCGCCGCUACCCGCAGCUGAGGGGGAGCCGAUGCCCCAGGUUGUUGCCUCGCAGGUUAGCGGAUUGACCACCGUGGAGCUGAAUGUGAACAUGCAUUGUGAGGCUUGCGCUGGCCAACUCAAGAGAAAGAUUCUCAAAAUGAAAGGAGUACGCACGGCGGAGACGGAGCUAAGCUCCGGGAAAGUCACGGUGACAGGCAGCAUGGACGCAAACAGGCUGGUUGAGUACGUUUACAGACGCACCAAAAAGCAAGCCAAAGUUGUUCCUCAACCCGAGCCUGCAGAGAAGCCAAAAGAGGAAGCAUUAGCAAAGCCCUCGGAAGAGCCUAUUAAGGAAGAGAAGCCACCCGCUGCAGAAGGAGAAGAAGCAAAAGCACCCCAAGAAGGAAAAAAUCCGGAAGAAGCAGCCGAGAAGAAGGGCGACGCGCCGGCGCCCCCACAAGAAGAAGAAGAAAAGAAAGAAGGCGGUGGCGGUGGGAAUGAGACGGUGAUGAUGAUGAGUAACGUCGAUGAGCUAAGCAAGCAAAAAAUGAUGUAUUAUUAUCAGCCACUUUACGUCAUGGAAAGGAUCCCACCGCCUCAGCUCUUCUCCGAUGAAAACCCCAAUGCCUGUUGCAUUACAUAGUUUUUUGUUUUUUUCAUCAAAAAAAAAAAAAGAAACUCAGCGUUUAUUAAUUACCACAUCAUGCAAUAUCAAAUAAGUUAAAGGCACACGUACAUUCAACCACAGAGAUUUGGUUUUUUCUAAUACCAGAUCCGGUAUUUGGUGAAAUGGUCCAGCAUUAAUUUUUGUUAGUAC